CAGGGUAAUGAGGCGUUCAAGGCGGGAGACUUCCCGAAGGCUAUUGGUCAUUAUACCGCGGCAUUCAUCGCGGACCCCUCCAAUCUCACAUUCCCCCUCAAUCGCGCCGCUGCAUAUCUCAAGCUAGGCAAGAAUGAAGACGCGGAAAGAGACUGCGAUGUCGUCCUUCGUCUUGAUAGCAAAAACGUGAAGGGGCACUUCCGGAGAGGGCAGGCCCGCGUGGCGUUGCAGAAGCUUCAUGAGGCAGAGACUGGUAUGUCGAAGCGUCCUCUUACGCAGCAGAAUAGCAAUGCCAGUGCUCCCAAGCGAGAACCCCCUCAGACGCUCGUCGCUUUCAAGAGUCUGUGGAAUUCCUUGACCACGGAAGAAGAGCGUUGGGACGUUUUACGGCAAAUCCCUGCGGCGCGUCUACCCGUGCUGUUCAAGACCUCCCUUGACGCAUCCACUCUAGCAGCGAUCCUCCACAGCCUCCGUGUAGCGCUCUCGGGCUCACCUGGAGAUGCGGAGCGGCUCAAAGUUGUGCGUGCAUACAUGGUCAAUAUGCCUCGGGUUCCGCGCUUUGGCACGGUGUCCCUCAUGAUGAGCUCCGAGGAGCUUGCGGAUGCACAGGCCGUCUGGGAUAUAUUGGGUCGAUAUCAAGGUGAUGGUGUCGAGGGGCAGAUGGAGAAGCGGAAGGAAGAUGGGUCGAAGUCGGCUUGGGGAUGUACCUGA
This is a messenger RNA of Trametes versicolor FP-101664 SS1, 711 nucleotides long. Its product is annotated as TPR-like protein. The transcript has 4 exons. The record is from RefSeq and is a predicted model, not a curated record. Gene Ontology annotation, molecular function: protein binding. The annotation marks the transcript as partial. NCBI's taxonomy places the organism in Eukaryota, Fungi, Basidiomycota, Agaricomycetes, Polyporales, Polyporaceae.